Cylicostephanus goldi is the source of this 879-nucleotide messenger RNA. The record is from the annotation of a GenBank genome assembly. NCBI's taxonomy places the organism in Eukaryota, Metazoa, Nematoda, Chromadorea, Rhabditida, Strongylidae.
AUGUUCUCCUUGCUACGGAGUACAGCUACAUCUUCUUGUAGCUGCAUAAUCUCCAACGAAUUGCUUCGACCAGUAGUUGGCGAAUUCGCGCAACAAAGAGGCAGGAAGCGCGCAUUGAAACAAACGAUUACUCGUCAGCAGAAACUCGAGCGGCGUUUGAAAAGGGAAGAAAGAGAAGCAGCAAGGAAGCAGUACACAUUUAUGGAAAGGAUAAAUAUUCGAAGGAUGAAGAACUUACUAUCACCAUCACAGCAGUUUCCCGGUCGGCUAAAUCGCGAUGAUGAAGCUGCCUUACCAGACAAACCAUUGACUAAUAUAUUCAUUAGGAGUAAGGUCAAAACUCAGUUUUAUUCUGUUGCUGAAGCUCUUGCUAGGCAUCGGGAGCUGCAACAACCUGCUAUAUAUAAUCACCCUAAUGCGCCACUGAGGCUGCGACUGGAGCUGAAUAUGCAGACAGAAAGGCAGACCAAGAUGGUAACGAACUCAGAUGAAAUCGUCCCCGUGCCUUAUCCUUUUAAACAUAAUGAAAAACGUACCAUAUUGGCGUUUGUCAACGAUCCAAAGCUUCAAGAAGUCGCCGUUGAGUCCGGUGCUGAAAUAGCUCUUGGUCAGGACGUGGUUAAAAAGAUCAUCAAAGGCCAAUUUCGAACUGAUGAUUAUGAUUUUUGCGUUGCCCAUACCGACAUGGCUUCUUACAUUCUACCUCUGAGAGGGAUUCUGAGGACUAAGUUUCCUACUAGAUCCAAUGGUCUGCAGCUUCGUGGUCUUGGCGAAGACUUACCCGAUCUUGUGCAUAAGUUCAAGAGCGGUGUCAAGCUUUCCAUCAAGGGCGAUCCUGUUUAUCCCAUCUGGGGUUUAUGUGAUGCUGUAGUUGGCAGG